Molecule: messenger RNA, 1876 nt
Organism: Chenopodium quinoa (quinoa)
Lineage: Eukaryota; Viridiplantae; Streptophyta; Magnoliopsida; Caryophyllales; Amaranthaceae
Product: peter Pan-like protein
Exons: 8
Coding region: 466-1509 (347 amino acids)
Biological process (GO): rRNA processing; ribosomal large subunit assembly
Cellular component (GO): preribosome, large subunit precursor
Molecular function (GO): rRNA binding
Source: RefSeq, a predicted model, not a curated record
GGGUCCACGUGAUGAGAAAAAUUAAAUAAAUAUUGUAAAACCUUUCCAAAUAAUGAAAUGCAACUAUUUAAAAACGGCCGAAAAAGGAAAGAGAACAAGUAUUUUUAAAGGGAAGGAAUACUCCAUAAUUAUUUUUUAUUUUUAUUUUUUUUUGAAAUAGGAAUACUCCAUAAUUAAAAAAGAUUGAAAUGGAAACAGAAUAUGAAAUAGCAAAAGGAAAAAAAAAGGGAAAGGAAAAAAAUAAAGAGGGCAAAAACGUCAAAGCACACUGCAAGGGCAAAACCCUGAAAGUAGCUUAAACCCUAAAUUGUUCAUUCCUUCCAAUUUCUCGCUUUCCAACCAAACACGACCUCCUUCCCCCAAAUUGACUGAGGAACUGUAAUUUGAUUGCCCAAAAUUCAAUCUUUUUCCAGAAUUCGAAAUCCUUGGAAAACAAUUAAUUGUUAAGUAAACUCAAGAAUUACAAUGGGUCGAUUUCGUCAUAGGAAGAAGAAAGUUGUUGUAAAGCCAAAUGUGAAGAACCAACAACUGCCUACUGUUGAUCAUGUUACUGGGAAGAAGAUACCCCAAAGUUUCGUAUUCUCUAGAACUAAGCUUCCUUCGGUUUUACGACAACUCGAAAUGGAUAUGAGGAAAUUGAUGCUUCCUUACACUGCCCUUAAGCUCAAGGAAAAGAAGAGGAACAGUCUCAAGGACUUUUUGAAUGUUGCCGGACCUAUGGGUGUAACUCAUUUCCUUAUAUUAUCAAAAACCCAUUCUGGACCAUUUUUGAGAAUUGCAAAGACCCCACAGGGUCCAACUCUUACAUUUAAGAUCCAUGAAUACUCAUUGGCUAUUGAUGUUGCUCGAGCUCAGUUGCGACCUCGAUGUCCCCAUGAUCUAUUCAAAAACUCCCCUUUGCUUGUUCUGUCUGGUUUUGGCACGGGAGAGGAGCAUUUGACGCUGACAACUAGAAUGUUUCAGCACAUGUUUCCAUCUAUUGAUGUUAACACAGUCAAACUUUCUUUAUGUCAGAGAAUAGUGUUGAUUCACUAUAAUAAAGAUACUAAACGUAUAGAUUUUCGGCAUUAUUCUAUCAGAUUACAACCUGUUGGUGUGUCACGUAGACUCAGAAAAUUUGUGCAGAACCAUCAGGUCCCUGAUUUAAGAAACCUGCAGGAUGUGAGUGAUUUUGUAACAAGGGCUGGUUAUGGAUCUGAAAGUGAAGCUGAAGAUGAAGCUGCGCAUGUUAGCCUUGUGAACGAUCUUGGUAGAGUCAACCGUGCAUCUACAAAAAGUGCUGUCAAACUUCAAGAGAUUGGACCAAGGAUGACUCUUGAACUAGUCAAAAUUGAGGAUGGAAUGUGUUCUGGUCAAUUGCUUUUCAGUAGUGAUGGAAAUGUUGGUAAUAAGAGUUCUCCAGAGGAUGAAAAUGAGGAGGAAGAAGAUGAAGAUGAAGAGGAAGACAUAGACGAAGAAGAAGAUGAAGAAGGUGAUGAAGAAGAUGAAGAAGGUGAUGAAGAAGAAUAGGUUGUUGGUAACUAUCUCUGAGUUGCGAAGUAGGCUUGAAGAUUCAAACUCAACUCGAAAAGGGAAUGGCUCAUUAAUUUGGAAGGCUGGCAGUGUAAGUUUGCCAGCAGCUAAAUUUUGCAUAUUGUUGAGAGGGAUUAGGUGUUACAUAGCAUGGAGUACAACUUACAGAAUAGUUAAAAUUUUUGCGGUUACUAUCGCCUCUGUUUUUGCUGCUACUAUGUAACUGGGACUACAGGGGCAGUAAAGGUUGAAAGGUGUUUAAGUUAUGUUGUGUAAAAUUAUCUCCAGUUUUGCAUGAAUGCAAGUUCAUUUUCAUUGUGUAAAAUUAUCUCCAGUUUUGCAUGAAUGCAAGUUCAUUUUCAUU